Messenger RNA from Myotis lucifugus (little brown bat), 4474 nucleotides. It is a transcript of the gene GALNT15, whose product is annotated as polypeptide N-acetylgalactosaminyltransferase 15. Gene Ontology annotation, cellular component: Golgi apparatus. Lineage: Eukaryota; Metazoa; Chordata; Mammalia; Chiroptera; Vespertilionidae. The transcript is spliced from 10 exons. The record is from RefSeq and is a predicted model, not a curated record. Bases 670 to 2580 code for a protein of 636 amino acids.
UGACGACUUUAAUUUUCCUCUGGAGCUGUGUUCCAUGGGGUGUGCAGAGCCUGGGAACAGUGAGGGCAUUAGGACCAGGAUCGAGGCGCAUGCCUGGCUCGGGCUGUGUCUGGCAGAGGGCUCCGGGCUGCGCGCGGAGCUAUGUGUGAAAGGAAAUCAGGCACUGCCUGCCGGCUUCUCAUCUGUUGAUCUGACCUGACUUGAAGCGUCCAGCACGACCGCUGUCAGCACUGCUGGAGGGAGGACUCACCAGCUCCCCCCGGACAUCGCAUAGCAACCUGACCACUCGUGCAAGGGGGGAAACGAAACACACGGGAUUAGACACCUGAGCAGAAUGGAAUCAUUGCUUUUUUCCAAGGAGAAAAGGGGGCCAAACAAUUUAAUUUGAAGUCCCCGUGAAUGGGCUUUUCGAAGGCAAUUAAAGAAAUCCACGCAGAGAGGACCCGGGGUGGGCCUUGGGUCCCGUGGCUUUCAGACUGUAAGUGGGAGCUGGCCUUACACACGCUGUUGGUACAUGGCAGACGGCAUCAAAGGAGCAGGUGAAGUGAUUGUCCAAACACUUCCAGGUGGAACCAGGAGCCCAGUUCUGCUGCAAGCUCCACGGAUCCUGGAGCAGGAGGCGACAGCAAACUUGAACAUGACCUGUUGCAUUUGGCAAGUUCCGGCAACAUGCUCCUAAGGAAGCGAUGCAGGCACGGACCCUGCAGACUGCAGUUCCUGCUGCUCUUCCUCAUGCUGGGGUGCGUGCUGCUGAUGGUGGCUGUGCUGCACCCUCCCCCGCAGGCCCUGGACCAGGCCGUCACGGCCCAGGCCGCCCAGCACAGCCCUGACGCUGGGUACCGCCUGGACUUCGGGGAAUCCCAGGAAUGGGUGCUGGAGUCCGAGGAUGAGGACCAAGACUACGGGCCCUUGGAGGGCCUGCCGCCCUUGAUCUCGCUGCGGGAGGAUCAGCUCCUCAUGGCCGUGGCCUCACCCAGGGUCCGAAGGAACCAGAGCCAGGGCAGGAGAGGUGGCAGCUACCGGCUCAUCAAGCAGCCGAGCAGGAGGCUGGACCAGGAGGCCGCAGAGAAGGACUGGGGGGCGGAGGAGGAGGACGAGGAGGCAUCUGAAGAAGAUGCGCUGACCACGCUCAGCCUGGAGGAGACGCUCAGCGCCCGCAUCCCCCUGCAGAGGGCGCUGCCCGAGGUACGGCAUCCGCUGUGUCUGCAGCAGCACCCUGAGGACAGCCUGCCCACGGCCAGCAUCAUCCUCUGUUUCCACGACGAGGCCUGGUCCACCCUCCUGAGGACGGUGCACAGCAUCCUGGACACGGCGCCCAGGGCCUUCCUGAAGGAGGUCAUCCUCGUGGACGACCUCAGCCAGCAAGGACAGCUCAAGACCGCUCUCAGCGAGUAUGUGGCCAGGCUGGAGCGGGUGAGGCUGCUCAGGAGCAGCAAGCGCCUCGGUGCCAUCGGGGCCCGGAUGCUGGGCGCCACCAGGGCCACUGGGGACGUGCUGGUCUUCAUGGACUCCCACUGCGAGUGCCACCCGGGCUGGCUGGAGCCCCUCCUCAGCAGAAUAGCUGGUGACAGGAGCCGGGUGGUGUCUCCAGUCCUAGAUGUGAUUGACUGGAAGACUUUCCAGUAUUACCCCUCCAAGGACCUGCAGCGGGGUGUGCUGGACUGGAAGCUGGAUUUCCACUGGGAGCCUUUGUCGGACAGUGAAAGGAAGGCCCUCCUGUCCCCCAUCAGCCCCAUCAGGAGCCCUGUGGUGCCCGGCGGGGUCGUGGCCGUGGACAGACAUUACUUCCAAAACACUGGAGCGUAUGACCCUCUCAUGUCACUGCAGGGUGGUGGAAACCUCGAACUGUCUCUCAAGGCCUGGCUUUGCGGUGGCUCGGUUGAAAUCCUUCCCUGCUCUCGGGUGGGGCACAUCUACCAAAAUCAGGAGGCUAACUCCCCACCUGACCAGGAGGCCACCCUGCUGAACAAGGUUCGCAUUGCUGAGACCUGGCUGGACUCAUUCAAAGAAACCUUCUACAGGCACAGCCCAGAGGCCUUCGCCCUGAGCAAGGCUGAGAAGCCAGACUGCACAGAACGCCUGCAGCUGCAGAGGAGACUGGGUUGUCGAACGUUCCACUGGUUUCUGGACAAUAUCUACCCUGAGCUGUACCCAUCCGAGCGCAGGCCCAGGUUCUCUGGAAAGCUCCACAACACCGGACUUGGCUUCUGUGCAGACUGCCAGGCAGAAGGGGACCUCCUGGGCUGUGCCAUGAUGCUGGCUCCUUGCAGUGACAGCCGGCGGCAACAGCACCUGGAGCACACCGGCAGGAAGGAGAUCCACUUUGGAAGCCCACAGCACCUGUGCUUCGAUGUCAGGCGAGAGCAGGUGAUUCUUCAGAACUGCACCGUGGAAGGCCCUGCCAUCCACCAGCAGCACUGGGACUUCCAGGAGAAUGGAAUGAUUGUUCACAUUCUUUCUGGGAAAUGCAUGGAAGCUGUGGUGCAGGAAAACAAUAAGGAUUUGUACUUGCGUCAGUGUGAUGGAAAAGCCAGCCAGCUGUGGCAAUUUGACAAUGUCCACGCUGUGGAUGAACGAUGAAUGCCAGUGUCUGAAGGAAAAGAGAAGAUUGGUCCUCACAGUUCAGUGACAAGAGAGCUAAGAAAGCAUGUGUAUCCCAUGAAGCACAUCCUCUGUGUUUGUACUCCUUGUGAUAGCAGAGAAGAAGGCUCCAUGAAUGAGUGUAGAAAGUCUUUCCCUUCUCGCACCUAUGCCAUUGACUGCUGGCUAUUUUUGAAAAAGAAAACAAAAUACACACACACACACACACAUUGUCUUCAUCACUGGUAGAUGAUCAUUACAUAGUACAGAAGAUUCUUCAUUUUCUUCAAUGGGCAUGUAUGUAAUAAUUGCUUUUAUCUCUAAGAAGAGAGGCCUGGACAUUCUCUGCUAGCACUUCCAGGAUGCAUAAAUCCAAUUGAUCAAUUUAUUUCAAAUGGCCUUACCUUGGAUUGUCUGUGUAACCAACUAUGGAAAUUAAAGUGUAAAGAGAGCAUAUGGCCUGGCAUACAAAAAACUCUGGAUUAAGCCUAUUAGGACAGGGAAAUUUCAUGUUUCCUGGUUGAGCCCUAGCUCAGAAGAAGGAAGGGAAGCUACGGAGAGAAGAGCAGGAUUGGAGAGAAGAUAGAAGAGAGCUUUGAACCAGACCUCCAGCUCAGCCUAGCAGCUGAAAAGCAGCAAACCUGGGAUAGGACAUUUUCAUGUUAAUGAGAAUUUUCUCAGAACUUUCUACCUCCAUUCACCCUGCCCUAGCCCUUUCCCAAUUUGGUGAACCACAACCAGAUUCCCAUGCAAUAUAUUUCUCUUUAGUCAUUGGUCUUUAGAAGGGUCAGCUCAGACUGAGGAUUCCCAUGAACAAAAGUGCAUACACUUGAGAAACUUUCUCGAUGCUCUGUUACAGGGUUUGUAUUGACUGGAUCAGAAAUAGCAAUCUUUGCAAAGAGGCAAACCUCUCUGAGGGGAAAUAUCAGUGUCUGAGCCAAAAUUCUUAUGAGAGGAGCCAGAGUUGGGUGUUAAUGUUUAUGGGGGGUGGUGGUGAUAGAGCCAUUUCUGGGCCUGUAGGAACUGUCUGGGACCUCUAAGCAUGCCCAUAGGUUGAACAUUGACAACUGUGGGAGGAACACACCUCCAGUAGAGCAGAGCCACUGGCUCUUCUUGCUGUGACCCGGCCUAGUGUGACCAUACGAGUUGAUGAGUGGGGUUGUUUCUGCUAUUGAGAAGACACCAUUCAUGCCCAUUUCUCCUCCAGAUAGAGUUCCCUCUUCACAUGCUCAGCUUAGAAACCUCCCCUCAAAGAUGCUGGUCUCCUUUGGGCUGCUUCAGAAUGCAGUGUGUUUCAAAUAAGGAAAACUAGAUAGGAAGUGAGGGUUUCUAAACAAUGCCUAUCAUAAUUAUGUAUUCCUUCUUCUACUUAAGUCAAUGAUUCACUCACUGCGUUUCUCCUUCCUCAGAAGGCACUUUAGACCUGCGCUAGUAGCUACUAGCCACCUGUGGCUAUCUAUUUGUAAAUACAUUAAAAUGAAAGAAAAUGUCAACUCAGCUCUUCAGUUGUAUUGGUCACAUUUCAAGUGCUCAAUAGUCUCAUGUGGCUAGGGGCAACUGUUUUAGAGAGCACAGAUAUAGACCAUUUUAUCAUUGCAAACAGUUCUAUUGGAUAGCACUGAUCUACAUAAGUCCAUCCUCCCAUCAAGAGAAGAAAUCUCAGCCAUCGUCUUCUUCUUUCAGGCUUGUCUAUAUUUAAAAUGAAUUCCUCUAAUAUCUUGAGGUGGAGACCAAGCUAAUAAAGGGUAUUAUUAGCUUGUAAAGGGUAUUAAUGAUUGAAAAAAAUUAAACAAGACCUUUAUUUUUUUAAAGGAACUUUAUUAUUGGUACUGUGGGUAUUUGAAGUUGCUGGAAUGAAUUAAUAUAAUUAAAUAAAAGGCUGAAUUCAAUUGAA